AUGGUGUCAUGUUUGCUAGCUGGUGUUAUUUGCCUUUGUUUACUUUUCCGGGUUGCCCUAAUGCUUACCUUCCAGAACAAUCAUAUUAUCGGUAUGGAAAAAAUGCGCAUUUCUUGCGUUCAAUUAAGUAUAGGAGGAAUGAACUGUCAGUGA
Messenger RNA from Enterospora canceri, 153 nucleotides. The record is from the annotation of a GenBank genome assembly. NCBI's taxonomy places the organism in Eukaryota, Fungi, Microsporidia, Enterocytozoonidae.